Molecule: messenger RNA, 4772 nt
Organism: Oncorhynchus kisutch (coho salmon)
Lineage: Eukaryota; Metazoa; Chordata; Actinopteri; Salmoniformes; Salmonidae
Product: zinc finger protein 2-like
Exons: 5
Coding region: 273-2000 (575 amino acids)
Biological process (GO): regulation of gene expression
Cellular component (GO): nucleus
Source: RefSeq, a predicted model, not a curated record
ACCGUCCCGAGCCCCAAGUAAUACAUUUGGGCCAGAUAAACUCUCACCGGAUUCGGCCCGAGCUCAAUCCCCGCAUCCUCGGGCCACAUGAUGUCGGCCGAGUCUGACUCAGCCGAGUGCCUCAAUCCCCGCAUCCUCGGGCCACAUGAUGUCGGCCGAGUCUGACUCUCAGCGGAGAGCCCCGACACACAGCCGGAAUCCGCCCAGAUCCACUGUGCUAGCUGGGGUGGGACAACAUUCCACAGGCCACAAUCGACAGCUUGAUCAACACUAUGCAAAGGAGAAGUGUCCCAGAGAAGGAGGAGGAGCAGCAGGAGAGGGCGGGAGCAGCAGCAGCAGCUACCCCCUUCUCAUGUAAUGGGGUAGGGCCAACCCAAGGAUCCCGAAAUGCACGGACGGUGUUAGUGGGGGAACCGGAAGUUCCCCACAGGCACGCACCAUUCUUCAGAAUAAAAAAAAGCGCCAGAACUGUGCAGUUAAGAAGGCUAGUAACAUCAACAGUGAGGACAAACCCAGCCCUCCUCUCUCCUUCUGCACUGAGUCCAAACCUACAGUCAAUGGGUCCUGAUUGUGACAGUGGAGCCCAGUUUGCACUGCAGGGUCCAGAGAUGGCAUCAGUGAAGCUGGAAGACUGCAGUCAAACACUGGAGCUGAAUGUCAACAUUAAAGAUGAAGAAGAGGAGGAGAAGAUUGGAACAUCUGUUUCUUAUGUACUUGCUGACUAUGGUAUGAGGUCGGUAACAUCAACAGUGAGGACAAACGCAGGCCUCCUCUCUCCUUCCACACUGACUCCAAACCUACAGUCACAGGGUCCUGAUUGUGACAGUGGAGCCCAGUUUGCACUGCAGGAAUCAGAGAUGACAUCAGUGAAGCUGAAAGACUGCAGUCAAACACUGGAGCUGAAUGUCAACAUUAAAGAUGAAGAAGAGGAGGAGAAGAUUGGGACAUCUGUUUCUCAUGGACGACUAGAAUUAAGUCUAGGAACAUCUGUGAAGCUGGAAGACUGCAGUCAAACACUGGAGCUGAAUGGUGACAUUAAAGAUGAAGAAGAGGAGGAGAAGAUUGGGGAACCUGUUUCUCAUGGAGACCAUGUUGAGACAUUCUCUACAUCCAGAGAGCAACAGCAGCAGGAAGGUCACAGAGCUAAGAGGUCUCACCACUGCCCACAUUGUGAGGAGAUUUUCCCAUUUCUAUCAAAGCUAAAAAUACACAUAAAGAUACACACAGGAGAGAAUCUGUAUCCCUGCUCUGACUGUGGGAAAAGAUGCACAACAUCAGGGGCUCUGACAGUUCAUCAGAGAGCACACACAGGAGAGAAGCCUUACUCCUGCUCUGACUGCGGGAAGAGUUUCUCUCAAUUGGCUUUCUUAAAAAUACAUCAACGUAUACAUACAGGAGAGAAGCCUUACUCCUGCUCUGACUGUGGGGUGAGUUUCUCUCGACUCGAUGCCUUACAAACACACCAACGUAUACAUACGGGAGAGAAGCCUUACUCCUGCUCUGACUGUGGAAAGAUGUUCUCUCAACUGGGCCACUUGAAAAGACAUAAACAUACACAUACAGGAGUGAAGCCUUAUUCCUGCUCUGACUGUGUAAAAUGCUUCAUAACAUCAACUGAGCUAAAACUUCAUCAGAGAACACACACAGGAGAGAAGCCUUACUCCUGCUCUGACUGCGGGAAGACUUUCUCUCAAUUGGCUUUCUUAAAAAUACAUGAACGUAUACAUACAGGAGUGAAGCCUUACUCCUGCUUUGACUGUGGAAAUAUUUUCUCUCAACUGGCCCACUUGAAAAGACAUGAACAUAUACAUACAGGAGUGAAGCCGUACUCCUGCUCUGGCUGUGUCAAAUGCUUCAUAACAUCAACUGAACUAAAAGUUCACCAGAGAACACACACAGGAGAGAAGCCUUACUCCUGCUCUGACUGCGGGAAGAGUUUCUCUCGAAUAGGUCUCUUAAAAACACAUGAACGUAUACAUAGAGGAGAGAAGCUGAGCUGAAAGGUCAAGAGGGAACCUUACUUUUGCUCUUAAUGUGGCAAGAGUAACUCAAGUGAUAGUCACCAAGUAAAAUACUACUUGAGGAAAAGUAUUUGGUUGUAAAUAUACUUAAUUAUCAAAAGUAAAAGUAUGCAUAAUUUCCAAUUCCUUAAAUUACCCCUAAGGGAUGGGUGUCCCUAAACUGGGACGGUUGUAGCUAAGGUGUGCUAGUCUGACUAGAUUGACGUUGUAUACAACAGCCAUCUUUCCGGGACAUAGACAUAUCUUAUAUGUGCAGAAAGCUUAAAUUAUUGUUUAUCUAUCUGCAGUGUCCAAUUAACAGUAGCUAAUACAGUAAAAAAAUACCAUGCUAUUGUUUGAAGAGACACAACAACAAACUUAUCGCGCAAAUUAUUUGAUACAUUCACCUCUGAAGGUAAAUAAUGUACUUUCAAUAAUGUACUUUUCAUCAGAGUCAUCUUGCUCUGAUUUGUCAUCCUGAGGGUCCCACAGAUAAAAUGUAGCGUAGUUUCGUCUAAUAAAAUAAAUUUUUAUGUUCAAAUGUAGGAACUGGUUCUGGACACCAAUUUGGCGUUUAAAAAGAAAAAUGUACACCUUUAUUUAACUAGGCAAGUCAGUUAAAAACACAUUCUUAUUUUCAAUGAUGGCUGAGGAAUGGUGGGUUAACUGCCUCAUUCAUUCAGGGGCAGAAUGACAGAUUUUCACCUUGUCAGCUCGGGAGAUUCAAUCUUGCAACCUUACAGUUAACUAGUCCAAUGCUCUAACCACCUGCCUCUCAUUGCACUCCACGAGGAGGCUGCCUGUUGCGCAAAUGAAGUAAGCCAAGGUAAGUUGCUAGCUAGCAUUACACUUCUCUUAUAAAAAAACAAUCAUAAUCAAUCAACUACACAUGGUUGAUAUUACUAGCUUAUCUAGCUUGUCCUGCGUUGCAUAUAAUCGAUGCGGUGCGUAUCGUUGCUCCAAUGUGUACCUAACCAUGAACAUCAAUGCCUUUCUUAAAAUCAAUACACAGAAGUAUAUUUUUAAACCUGCAUAUUUAGCUCAAAGAAAUCCAGGUUAGCAGGCGAUAUUAACCAGGUGAAAUUGUGUCACUUCUCUCACGUUCAUUGCACGCAGAGUCAGUGUAUAUGCAACAGUUUGGGCCGCCUAAUUUGCCAGAAUUUUACGUAAUUAUGACAAAACAUUGAAGGCUGUGCAAAUGUAACAGGAAUAUUUAGACUAAUGGAUCUCACCCCUUAGAUAAAAUAGGAACGGUUCUGUAUUUCCCUGAAAGAAUAAACCUCUUGUUUUCGAGAUGAUAGUUUCCGGAUUCGAUCAUAUUAAUGACCCAAGGCUCGUAUUUCUGUGUGUUAUUAUGUUAGAACUAAGUCUAUGAUUUGAUAGAGCAGUCUGACUGCGCGGUGGUAGGCAGCAGCAGGCUCGUAAUCAUUCAUUCAAACAGCACUUUUGUGUGUUUUGCCAGCAGCUCUUCGUUGUGCAUCAAGCAUUGCGCUGUUUAUGACUUCAAGCCUAUCAACUCCCAAGAGGAGGCUGGUGUAACCGAUGUGAAAUGGCUAGCUAGAUAGCGGGUGCGCGCUAAUAGCAUUUCAAACGUCACUCGCUCUGAGACUUGGAGUGGUUGUUCCCCUUGCUCUGCAUGGCAAACGCUGCUUCGAGGGUGGCUGUUGUCGUUGUGUUCCUGGUUCGAGCCCAGGGAGGAGCGAGGAGAGGGAUGGAAGGUAUACUGUUACACUGGCAAUACUAAAAUGCCUAUAAGAACAUCCAAUAGUCAAAGGUUAAUGAGUUAUGUAGUUAUGAUUAUUUAAAUCAUUUUUACUUAUGUACUUUACACCACUGCCUGCAUCCAUGCCGUGUGUCAGCAUUGCAGGCUGGUGGUGUGAUGGUUGGGGUGUGUUUUCAGGGAACACAUUGGGCCCCUUGAUAAAAGUUGAACAAUGUUUGAAUGCCACAUGAUAUCUAAACAUCAUUGUCAAUCAGGUGCAUCCCUUCAUGUCAGCAGUGUAUCUAUCUGCAAAUGGAUUCUUUCAGCAGGAUUAUGCCCCAAGACUUGUCCAGGAAUGGUUCCAAGAACAUUACAGAGAAUUCAGCUUACUGUGAGAGGAGAUGGAACGAGUUAUUCAGAGUAGAUCCACUCCCAGCCAACUUGACACAAUUGUGGGAAGCAUUGGAGUCAACAUGGGCCAGCAUCCCUGUGGAACGUUCUCAACACCUUGGACAGUCCAUGCCCCGACUAUUGAGGCUGUUCUGAGGACAAAAGGAGGUAUAACUCAAUAUUAGGAAGGUUCUCCUGAUGUUUUGUACUCUGUCUAUAUCAGAAAAGAUGGUGUGAUGAUCAGUUUUUUGCAUUAGUUUGGGUAGAUUAUUUUAUAUUACUAAACAACUUUGUUUAAUGAUAAACAGGCUAUGAAUCGACUACUUGUGUUUAUUCAAUUGUAUUUUAAUACUAGAUUCAUUAUUUGAGUCAUUGAUGAUGAAUGUAUUUGAAUAACUGUGUGUUUGUGAAUUGAUCUGGCAGCAGGUAGCCUAGUGGUUAAGUGUUGGGCCAGUAACUGAAAGGUCACUGGUUUGAAUCCCGAGCCGACUCGGUGAAAAAUAUGUAAUUGUGCCCUUGAGCAAGGCAAUUGACCCUUAUUUGUCCUGUAUAUUGCUCUGGAUAAGAACAUCUGCUAAUUGACAAAGCGAUGAAAAAUGUUUGUACAUGAAUUUAUGGGCAGCUGCUUUUCUUUUGUGUAUAAUUAAAUGAAAUAAAAGUGAAAAACUGUAUAUACAAUA